AUGAAUGAUGUGAUUAGCAGGAGGACGUUGUGGGGAGACGUAUGUACGCUUGCUCAUGGGAUCUCUGAUGAACCAUGGUUUGUGAUGGGGGAUUUCAAUGUUGUGCUCGAUAUGAGUGAAAGUUGUGGGGCUUCCGGUGAUAUUAGGCAAGCCAUGGAGGAAUUCCAUGCAUGCAUCAUGGAGGCAGGACUUAUUACAAUUCCUGCGCAGGGUGAGCCAUUCACUUGGCAUAAUUGUAGCACGAAUGGAUGGAGUUUAUGGAAGCGGCUUGACAGAGUGUUGGCUACAGUCAUGCAAUAUUGGUCAAAUGCUUGUUAUUGGAGCCUUGCUCCAAGUACCUCGGAUUAUUCUCCUCUCCUAAUCCAUGGCGGCACGCGGUUAAACUAUGUAAGUGUAUUCCGAUUUGAUAACUAUUUGGCUUCCUCACCUGAUUUUCUUGAUACAUUUCACUCGGUUUGGAGGCACACUAUUGUGGGUACAACUAUGUUUGCGGUUAAGAGGAAGGUCCAAGCCCUUAAACUUGUUUUUAGGGCUCUUCGACAACACAAAGGGGAUAUUUCAUUAAAUGUUAAAUUAGCAAGGGAAUUCCUUGCUGCUGUCCAACAGCUCUUGGCGAGAAGUGGUAGGACAAGCUUCUCUUGCAGCUUGAGCAUUGCUGCAAACUUGUCUAUACGCAUGCUGUAA
Molecule: messenger RNA, 684 nt
Organism: Sesamum indicum (sesame)
Lineage: Eukaryota; Viridiplantae; Streptophyta; Magnoliopsida; Lamiales; Pedaliaceae
Source: RefSeq, a predicted model, not a curated record